This is a messenger RNA of Ctenocephalides felis (cat flea), 2039 nucleotides long. It is a transcript of the gene Stim, whose product is annotated as stromal interaction molecule homolog. Gene Ontology annotation, cellular component: plasma membrane; endoplasmic reticulum. The record is from RefSeq and is a predicted model, not a curated record. Gene Ontology annotation, molecular function: calcium channel regulator activity; protein binding; calcium ion binding. Bases 276 to 1829 code for a protein of 517 amino acids. Lineage: Eukaryota; Metazoa; Arthropoda; Insecta; Siphonaptera; Pulicidae. The transcript has 12 exons. Gene Ontology annotation, biological process: activation of store-operated calcium channel activity; intracellular calcium ion homeostasis; store-operated calcium entry.
CAAUGUUAUGUUAUAUGUUAUUUUUACAGUGGUAACGCCGUGUCGUGCCAUAAAAUGAUGAACGUUCGCUAGUUGUCAACAUAUACACAAUAACAUUUCUCAUUUGUUAUAAGUAUUUGUAAAAACAAAAAUUUUGAGACAAUUUAUAAUGUAAAAAUAUCUGUCAAACAUUUCCAGCCAAUUGUUUUUUUCGUCAAAAUUUAGAUUUUGUGAUGGUGACGCUUCGAAACUGUUUUUUGACAGUCACACGAUAUAUAUUAUAAUUGACCUGCAAUAUGGAAAUUGGUGUUUUAUUAGUGAUUCUUUGCCAAAUUCUGUUAAAUCCAAACGUAAUUGUGGUGCGGGCCGAGGUCACUUCAGAUGUUGGAAAAAUUAAUAGCCCUCCAACUCAAAACAGCCAUGGGAAAAAAAACUCGUAUUCGGUGAUUAGUGAAGUGAUCUCGCAAGCAGUGAACGAAGAAACUAGCUCCAGCGCAACUUGUAAUGAUGAUUUAGCUUGCCUCGCCGCUGCUGCCGACCAUGAUAAAAUAGGUCUCGAAGCAAUUCAAUCCCUUCAUAAACAACUUGAUGAUGAUGCUAAUGGAAAUAUUGAUUUAUCUGAGUCUGAUGAUUUUUUACGAGAGGAGUUAAAAUAUGCUUCAGGCUAUGAAAGGCGACAGAAAGCCUUUCAUUAUAAUGAUGAUAUGCAUAUUUCUGUCAGAGAAUUGUGGGAGGCUUGGCUGAGAUCAGAGGUUCAUAACUGGACCGUUGAACAGACUUCAGAAUGGCUAGCGCAGAAUGUUGAACUACCUCAAUAUGUACAAACAUUUGUACAAAAUCGUGUAACAGGAGCCAAAUUGCCUAGGUUGGCCGUUAACAAUAUGAAUUAUGUAACUAAUGUUCUAGGUAUUAAAGACCCUAUUCAUAAGCAAAAGAUUGCUUUGAAAGCAAUGGAUGUGGUUCUGUUUGGACCUCCAAAAGAUUCUGGUAAUCGAUGGAAAGACUUGACACUAGUAGCGCUUCUAGUUAGUGCUAUCGGUGGAUGUUGGUAUGCAUAUCAACAGAACAAAAAUGCAAGAAAGCAUCUUAAAAGAAUGGCACAAGAUAUGGAAGGACUGCACAAGGCAGAAGUUGCAUUAGAGGAUCUCCAGAAGGAACUAGAGCGUGCUAGGUUAGAACAAGAAAAUGUAAAUACAGAGAAACUGAACUUAGAGAGAAAGUUGCUUGAAACACCCCAGCUACCAAUUACUGGAUCUGAUCUAGAAGUACAAAAAUUAAAGCAAGAGAAUGAGAUGUUAAGAUUAAAAUUAUCUCAAGCUGAAGGUGAAUUGGAAGAUAGAUGCUGGGCUGCUCCUCAAGGUCUACAAGCCUGGCUGCAAUUGACUCAUGAACUAGAAAAUAAGGCACACCAGAAAAAGAGAUUGAAUGCCGAAAAGCAAUUAUCACAAGCAAGAGAUGCUUGUGAAAAACUGAGGAAAAAGAGGUCAAGUCUUGUUGGAGCUUUUGUUUCCACACAUGGUAAAUCAAUUGAUGAUGUUGAUAGGAGUAUAGUUGAAGCUAGAAAUUCGUUAAGUGAGGUUACAAAUGAACUACAAGAAAGAGUACAAAGAUGGAAGCAGAUCGAGGCUAUAUGUGGAUUCAACAUAAUCAACAACAAUGGACUGCAGUAUUUGGAAGGAUAUUUGUACAAAUCUGGUAACUCCACGAAGGGAUUACGAGGUCGAGUGAGCGGCAGCCAGGAUGACUUAGAUGAAGAGGGUUCCCUAUCCUUAGGGGGGCAUGGUAAGAGUCCUGAUGAAACACUGAUCUCAAGUGAAAAUUCAACAUCAGACUUUUAUUUGAAUUCGUGAUUUUCAUUCUCAUGUAUAAGAAUAUAUUUGAAAUCUAUAUAUGGGAUUGAUGGAGUGGCACCCUAAUCAGAUUUAAAUUAUUGCUUUGACGGUUGGGCAGAGGAAUCUUCUGGGAGCGAGGAAGCAGAGAGUAUUUGCACAGAACCUUCAAGACAAACUACACCUUCUCAAGCUAUUCCAAGCACUACAGCUCAGUUCAUUGUCGGUUCU